UGACAAGGGUCACAUUAACUGUUAAAUCCCAGAGAGUGAUUUAAACACCAAGUACAAUAGAAUAAAUUUUAAUACUACUUUUGGUAUUGGUUCUUGAGAGUUAAACAUUAACAUAAGGUCAAAUGUAGAACUAUGACUAGAUUGGCAUGCAUCAUGGAGCUUUAGUAAUCACAGAAUGCGUUGAAUUUCCACCAUAAAUGAUGAAAUGAUGAAGAAUUAGUAAAGUAUAGAGUGGAGUUGAGUUUAGAAGAGUGUCAAUCUUUUACCCGUGUCUCAUGCGAUAGUCUGGACGCUUCACAUUAACUCCUGAUGUGCAAAUGAGUUCUGGUUAAUGUUCUGAAGGAGUAUCUGAAGUUGGAGUUACUCAGUUAGUUGCUGACCCCCUUCUGCGAAGUCCAAAAUGAAUGGCUACGCUGCCCCUACAUACCCCUCUGGAAACUUCAGUAACUCCCAGCUGAAUGGCCACCGAUCUCAGUCACCAGAGCUCCCAGCGCUCGACGCCAGCAAAUCCAGCGCAAAGGCUAUCUAUGAGCAAAGAAAGAGCUACAGUAAAAACAGCUUGAACAACAGCAUGAUCGACACGUCGCAAUACCUUGUUGAGCACCUGACCACCUUCAUCAUGGACCGUAAGGAUGCCAUGCUCACCAUCGAUGACGGCAUCCGUAAGCUGCGCUUGCUGGAUGCCAAAGGGAAGGUGUGGACGCAGGAAAUGCUGCUGCAAGUGGAUGACAAGGCAGUGAGCCUCAUCGACGCUGACACCAAGAACGAGCUGGAGCACUUCCCUCUGGGCACGGUGCAGCACUGCCAGGCCAUCAUGAACUCCUGCAACUACGACUCCAUCCUGGCGCUGGUGUGUAAGGAGUCUGGACAGGGCAAACCAGACCUGCACCUCUUCCAGUGUGAUGACAUCAAGGCAAAUUUGAUCCAAGCAGAUAUUGAGAGUGCCAUCAAUGAUCACAAGGGCGGAAAGGCCAAAAAGCGGCCAGAGGUUCUCAAGAUGAUCCGGAACAGCGAUGGGACUAUUCCACCUCCUCCUGGUGGCCCCGCCCCUGUUCCUCCAGCAACCGCCAAUCAAGUGGGCAUGAACAGCAGAGUGGCUGCUUGGUCAAACUUGGCCAGUGAUCAUCAAGACUAUGAUACCCAAAGGCCAUAUGGGGAACAGGAUGAAUCUCCGGAGAUGACUGCAGUGCGAAUAGACAGAGACGUGCAAAUCCUGAACCACAUUCUGGAUGAUAUCGAGCACUUUGUCACCAAACUUCAGAAAGCUGCAGAGGCUUUUAAUGAACUUUCCAAGAGGAAGAAAUCAAAAAAGAGUAAAAAGAAGGGACCAGGAGAGGGAGUGCUGACACUCCGAGCGAAGCCGCCGGGACAGGACGAAUUUGUUGACUGCUUUCAGAAAUUUAAACAUGCCUUCAACUUGCUGGCAAAGUUGAAAACCCACAUUCAGAACCCAAGCGCGGUGGAUCUGGUUCAUUUCCUGUUUAAUCCACUCAAAAUGGUGGUUCAUACAUCAGGAGGAGUUGACUUGGCUAAGAGCGUAGUGGUUCCCCUCCUCACCAGAGACGCUAUAGAGUUCCUGCACUCUGCGGGCACUGCUGAAGAGCGCCACCUGUGGGUCACGCUGGGGGAUGGCUGGACUAAAUGCAGGCUGGAGUGGCCUAAGGAUCAUUACUUCCCCCCUCACACUCUGCGAUUCCGGGAUGGCUGGGAGCCUCCGCUGCUUGUGAGCCGAGAGCAAGGCCUGACUCAGCUGGCUGAGAGCCUGGCUCAUGCUGACCUCCACAGACCGGAGCAGCAGGCCAAUGUGCAGGAAUUCCCCUCAGCAGAAGGGUAUGGCUUUACCACCACUGCCUACGAACACAUGCACCUCCUGGAUACACACACGGCAGUGGCUGCUUUUAAACAGGCAUUCAGCCACCACGUAGAUAGAAACUCUGAAGCCCAUGGUAGAGGCCAGCCAAGAAGUUUUGCCAAAUCAAAAUAUGACUUUGUGGCCAGGAAUGGCACAGAGCUGUCUGUGGCGAAGGACGAGGUGGUGGAGGUUCUGGAUGACAGGAAACAGUGGUGGAAGGUUCGAAACGGAACUGGAGUUAUAGGAUACGUGCCAAACAACAUCCUCGAGAUCACCAAGGCUGUGGAUGUGAAUGGACGCGGCGAGCCAAUUUACAGCCAUACCAUUCAGAAGCAGAGAAUGGACUACGUGCCCAAACCUGGAAUCACAUCCAUCCCUCCAGCUCCGACUCCUCCUCCUCCAGCUCCUGCUCCUGCGCUUCCCAUCUACUCACUGCCCCCCAGCGCUACUGCUCCUGUAGAGCAUCAUGGGAACUCGCCAUCCAACGUCAGCCGCCAGAGCAGCAGCAACUCCAGUGACAAUGGCAGCAUCACUAUGAGAGAGCAGAAAGAACACAGCGUGACACCUGCUAAUCGCCGCAAGUCCAACAUGGAGGAGGUUCAGGACGAGCUGGUGCACAGACUCACUCUCGGUCGCAGUGCUCAGAAGAAGUUCCAGGCUCCACCACGCAGCACCACUCUGCCCACUGCCAACAUCACCUACGACUCCACGCCUGAGGAGGUCAAAGCCUGGCUCGAGGUUAAAGGCUUCAGCGCUGUGACUGUAAACAGUCUGGGUGUGUUGACUGGAGCUCAGCUCUUCUCCCUCAACAAAGACGAGCUGAAGACUGUUUGUCCUGAUGAUGGGGCUCGAGUCUACAGCCAGGUCACCGUACAGAAGGCUGCCCUCGAGAGGAGUUCGGGCUCUGAGCUUCAGGAGAUCAUGAGGAGGAGACAGGAGAAACUAGCAGCGACAACAGCCAGCGACUCGGGAGUCGAGUCCUUUGAUGAGGGGAGCAGCCACUGACUCUCUCGCCCUCCUCUCCUCUUCUCUUGCACUUUUUCAUCCUUUUCACAUUGUCGUUUUUCAGGAUGCGGUCGAGUUUGCAGCCAUCAUGCGCCGUCGUCAGGAGCUCCUGGACCCGCCCGACCAUGGAACCAGCUCGGAUGUAGAUUAAGCAGCAGCAUGGACAAAAACACCGUGUUUGACAGAAGAGGAUUUGUAGGAUUUUGUAGGAUUUGUAAUAUACUUGCUACGUAGACCAAAAUAAAGUACCACAAUGAAGAUGACUGUAGGUUUAAUAUAAAUAAAAUAAGGCUGAAGAGCAUGUAGUUGUUUCUAGAGCUGUCAAGUUAAGCAUUAAAUCAACGUCAUCAGUCCUUAAUGUUAUAAAUAUUUAAAAAUCAAAUUAUUAUUUAAAAAUAUAAGAAUUUAAAAAUCAUUGUGUAGUACUGCUGUAAUUUGAAGGAAAGAAGACAUUGAAUUACAGGAAGUGUUGUAAUGUGUGAGGCCGAUGACUGACUGAAAGUGAACAGGACACAAACAUGUUGUCUAGCAGUGAAGGAAGGACAUGCUCAGGAUGGCGAGGAAUGAUUUUUGCUGGACUUUGAUACGGACAUGGAUUUUUUUUUUUUUUUUUUUUUAAUUAAACUAACGGAUUUAGAUCUCCAUUGAACAUGUGUACCUACACGUUUGUACAGUGGGCUGUUGGCUUGGAAAGUAAAGUGUCUGGAACUUUCCUUUACUAACCAUACACACACACACACACACACACACACACACACAAGGUGGAAUCAAUACAGAAAAAUACAGAAAAAUGCAGAAAUAGGUGCAAUGUUACAGGGGAUUGGUGUACAUUUUUGUUUGCUGGAAAAAGAGGAUAUUUAUGUGUUUGAUAAUUUUCUAUUUAAGCCUAAUGCCAAAUGAGUAACUUUAUAUAUGACUCACCAUCCAUUAAAAGCCGUGGCCACAUUAGAACAUACAUUUCUGUCUUUCUGCCGUGUCCCUUCUAAUACUGUAGAUAUGUUUUCAGGGAUAUAUUUUGUACUAGAAUCUACAAAGCUGGCUGUUUAAGGUUAUGCUCAACACACCUGCAUGCAUAAUCAUUUCUGUUUUGAAAAUGCUUUUGGAUACCGUGGAUAGGAUGAUUUUGUACUCUGCUUUGUUUUGGGUUUUUUUGGCAAACGAUCAUCAAUGUUUGAUUUUAAAUGUUUACUAUUACAUUCAGAAAGUUUGUUUCUUCAAUUUUUGUUAUUGAUUUGAUGUAAUCUGAAUAUCUCUCUGAACACUGAUGGUCAGAAGGACUCUAGAGUAAGAUUAUAGUACGACAUUUCUCUUUUUUCUGAUUUCUUAGUGACUGAAGUGCCAUGUUCAUAUAGGAAGAUCUUAAACAGCAGUAAAUGAAUAGUGAAAGGCUCUUUCAUAAGCUCUGUAAGCCAUUUACUCAGUGGGUGAGCCACACUUCCUCAGCUCCUGCUUUUCGGCUUUAUGCUGUGAUCAUUUCAUGAAUGAAGGCUGGCCAUUUUCUAUGAUAUAACUAGCACUUAAAUGGAAGGACCUUCAAUAAGAAGAAAUAAACUGGUAAAGAUCUACAGAAUAAAUCUAUAUGAAAUCUA
This is a messenger RNA of Pangasianodon hypophthalmus (striped catfish), 4446 nucleotides long. RefSeq names its product epidermal growth factor receptor pathway substrate 8a (gene eps8a). The transcript has 21 exons. The record is from RefSeq and is a predicted model, not a curated record. Gene Ontology annotation, cellular component: ruffle membrane; plasma membrane; vesicle. Gene Ontology annotation, molecular function: actin binding. Gene Ontology annotation, biological process: regulation of Rho protein signal transduction; Rho protein signal transduction; positive regulation of ruffle assembly. NCBI's taxonomy places the organism in Eukaryota, Metazoa, Chordata, Actinopteri, Siluriformes, Pangasiidae. Bases 401 to 2857 code for a protein of 818 amino acids.